AUGAAAAAUACAAAACUAAAGAUUUAUUCUAAACGUUAUAAGUCAACUGACUUCGAUGAAGAAAGAAAAAGAAGGAAUAUGUUUUCACAGUUAAAACUUGGAGAAUUACCUCCUCAACAACAGUUGGCUGAUCAAUUUCUUAUUAUAGGAAGUAAUAGUAUUGACGAUACACCAACAGUAUUAUAUCAAUACCCUCAAACUCCGUUAAAUGAUUUUACAUAUGAUAUUUUAGUUGAUUAUUGUUUUCCAGAAGGGGUACUUCACAAACGCAAAGAAGCAAAAUCAGUUGAAGAAGUAGAAAAUAUAAUACAUAAAUGCAAAAUAUCACAUCAACACGUAUCUCAUUUCUUUACAUUCUUCUUUGCUAGUCAAAUCAUUGGAUUAACUCGAUAUGCUUUUUGUUUUUCUAAACUUCGGAUACAAAGAGAUGAAACAAAUCCAUUAGUUUAUUAUGAGGAUGAAGUUAUUUAUGUAUUAUUAUCUCUUUGUAAUAGAUUUAGUCUUCAAAUAACAUUCUUAGAAUCAUUAUUAGACCUUGAUUAUUCUAAUCAAAUAACUUUUGAACAACACCCUCCUUGUGAUGUUUUUGAAGACUACCUUCACUCGUACUUUCUUCUUUCUUCUAACUUCUCUAAAGAAAUAAAAGUGUCAUGGAAAGCUGAUCCUUUAAUCAAUAAAGAUGUUACUCUUUCUCGUUGUUUAUUCUUUAGAGUAAUUCCAUUAAAUAAUCUUUUAACAUUGAUAUCAGCAGUAUUAUUGGAAAGAAAGGUGUUCAUUAAAAGUGAACACAGGUGUUUAGUAAGUAAUGCAAUAUCAUUCCUUAUAGAAGUUAUUAAACCAUUUACAUAUGAAUUUCCUAUUAUUAGUGUAUUAACUAAUAAACUAAUUGAUUUAAUGGAUUCUCCUACUCCUCUACUAGUUGGAUGUUAUAAAGUUCCAUCUGAACUACCAGAGAAUUCAUAUUUAUAUAAUAUAGACUCUAAAACACUUCAAUGUUUUGGUGAAAAAGUAAUUCCAUUCCCAAAUAAUGAACGUAUUAUUAAUGAUAUUAAAGAAAUAUUAAAACCAUUAAAAGGAUAUCCUGCACAUUCUACAUCAAAAUGUAUUCUUAUUCAUUCUCAAAUUAUUGAAUGGGCAAUGCAAAAAAUUCAAGUAGAAAUUCGUUUAAUGUUUCAAGAAUUUGAAGAUUAUUGCAUUUCAUCACGUGGGAGUGAUUGUAACGCUAUUAGUUUAUUUAUGAAAAAUGAAUUUGUUCAAAGUCAAAACAAAGAUAUUCAACCAUUUCUUAAAGAGUUUGUUGAAACUCAAAUGUUUGAAAAUUUUAAAACAAAACAACUUGUUGAAAUUGAUAAGAAAAAAGCAGAACAAUUAAAGAAACGUUAA
This is a messenger RNA of Entamoeba dispar SAW760, 1383 nucleotides long. RefSeq lists its product as uncharacterized. The record is from RefSeq and is a predicted model, not a curated record. Bases 1 to 1383 code for a protein of 460 amino acids. The transcript has a single exon. NCBI's taxonomy places the organism in Eukaryota, Evosea, Mastigamoebida, Endamoebidae.